ACAUGGACGACGAAGGUUUGAUAAAGUCAUAACAUAAUAGACAGGAGCAAACGUGUUAGCUGCAAAAUACACAGUACAGUAUGGGGGACCAAAGAACGAAGUAUAUACUUCUUCAGGAUCGUGUUGGGCAGACAGUAGAAAGAAACGUUUUUGCCCUUGGCCUUUCCACGAAGUCAACACCAACACAAGUACUGCGAGGCGACUUACUGGAAGCUCUGCCCGAAACUGAACAACCUCAGGAUUCAACUAAAAUAGCUCUGGUCGGAAUUGAUCGUAAGUCUUUGUUUCUUGAAUGUACUUUGGAGUAUCUGACGAGGCUCUCUGACGAAGACGCUAACUUACUUUUGGCUAUUUCAUCGCUCGAAGAGAGAUAUCAAACUUUUAUGGACAGAAUUCGCCUCGAUUUCGGGCGUAGAAUAAUACUGGGACGUAAAGUUUAUGUUUCUGUGAAAGGUGUUUCUAAGCAAUUGCCGGGUGUUGUGUGGUACAAGGGUGAAUUACCAUCGAACAAUGGAACGAUGUUUGGAGUUGAACUGAUAAACAACCAAGGCCUAGGAACAUCUGAUGGGACAUUUAGAAACAAAAGAUAUUUUACUUGUCCCCAAGACAGUGGUGUUUUUGUUGGACUAGACAAAAUAAUGCCUCGAGAAGAUCCAGAGUCUAGGUCUCCACCAAAAAACAACAUAGCUCGACUAAAGGAUACAGUCCUGACACCAUUCUUGAAGGGGAAAAGUGAGCAGAAGUCAUUGCAAGGAAGAAAGGAUAUUGAAAUGGAUCAAAGAGUUGUGGCAUUCUUGGAUGAUAAUCGUGCUAUAAAGGGACGUGUGCGGUAUAUUGGUGAGCACAAAGAUCGCAGUGGAUAUCUAUUGACACUUGUGGGUUUGGAACUGGAUACAAUGGAUGGAAGUGGAACUGGAAAACUACAUGGAAAACAACUAUUUGUCUGUAGAAAAAAUUUUGCCCUCUUUUGCCCCAUUGAAAGUGUUAUACCUGAAAACGACUUCCUUGUUGGACACCCUAAGAAUAUUACAGGCUGGAUGACUUUGGAGAAAGAGCAAAUUCGCAGUGAUGAAAUGCUAGCAAGAUCAAUGAGUUAUUCUGGUGACACCUCAGGUGAGGCAUCUUCAAAACGAGUGAGAAGAAGAAGCUUAGUUGACUCAGCUGAUGUCAUUAAGGCUGCUGGGGAAUCCAGCCAAACUGAUCCUACUGUGUUCAUUGAGCAACAGCGGCAGCUUUUAAAUGAAGUGGAGAGUUCAAGACAAACUGGUAACAGAGAUAGUGAUGGACAUAAUGACGUUGUCAUGCAGGAUGAAGACAGGACAGGCAUUGCGACAAAAUUAGAAUUUGAAGAAGGACAUUACAGAAGCACAUCUCCAAAGAGUUCUGUUAUAGACAAUAAGCCAAUUAUAACCCAGCCUGGUUUCUCUAAUUUUUUGAGUCAUGAAAAUGCAACGAUGUAUUCUGAGUAUGUACAGAUUGAUGAAGAAGAGUAUGUAAAAUUGAUUGAUAAACAUACAAGUACCAGAGGUGAAGAUUCCAAGGUGGUUACACAAGGAACUUUGCAGAAUUCCACAACUUCUACAGUAUAUCCAAACAGAUGUGGCAAUGAGGAAAUGCGUGCAGAAGGAGGCUCGGGUGGAAAUAGAAUGCCAUCAUUAGCAGAUGAAGUUGUGUCAGAUUCUAGCUUGAAAGCGAGGGAGGGAACAGAAGAUGCCAUUACAUCCAAAGAACCUUCAGAGCAGCGAGAAAUGGAAACAGCUGUCCUACACUCAGAAGAUAAUUUAGCAGCUGGCAAAAACAGAGGUAUUGAGGACACUCAAAUAACAGUUGACAUUCCCCAUGGUUUGGAACUGGGUUCCAUGGUAGAGGUUCCUAUGGCAGAAGGUCUUCCUCGAUAUGGUGUUAUUCGUUGGAUUGGAAAGCUUCUGCAGGUGAAGGAUAAGCUGGUUGCAGGUCUAGAAUUGGAAGAGGAACAGUCUGCAUGCUCAGAUGGCACAUUUAAUGGAGUGAGAUACUUCAAGUGCCCUGCAGGAAGAGGUUUUUUCACUUUACUGAAGCAUUGCCGACAAGACUCACGUUUUGGUCCCAACACACCAAACAACGAUACAAGUUUUGAUGCUGAAAAAGCCUUUGGAAGUGUGCCUUCUCCAGAGGUCAAAGGUAUAACGGUGCCACCAAAGACCCUCGAGAAAAUACAGUGCGGCACCAUGCGAGGUCUCCAGGGUCACCACAACUCGUGCUACCUUGAUGCCACACUGUACAGCAUGUUUGCUUUCUCAAGCGUAUUUGACACUCUGUUGCAUCGUCAGAGGAAAGAUGGCGAUCUGGAAGAAUAUGACAACGUACAGACAGUGUUGAGAGAGUGCAUUGUAAAUCCUUUAAGAGUGCAUGGCUUUGUACGUGCAGACCGUGUCCUCCUGUUGAGAGAGCUGUUAGACAAACUCAGCUCAACUGCAGGAUUAGUGAAUGAGGAAAAAGACCCAGAGGAGUUUCUAAACUCUCUUCUACAGCAAGUCUUGAAGGCUGAUCCAUUCCUUCACUUGAAACCUCGAGAUGUACAAGUCAAGGACAGAGAAGGAGCAUUCUUCUAUCAGAUCAUAACAGAGAAGGACGAGUCUGUGAAAAUCGCUCAGGUUCAACAACUGCUAGUACAGUCUUUCAUCUCAGCCGAUCUCAUACUUUCCGAGGCAUCCUCAGUUUCCUGCGAAUAG
Orbicella faveolata is the source of this 2711-nucleotide messenger RNA. Its product is annotated as ubiquitin carboxyl-terminal hydrolase CYLD-like. Gene Ontology annotation, molecular function: cysteine-type deubiquitinase activity. The record is from RefSeq and is a predicted model, not a curated record. NCBI's taxonomy places the organism in Eukaryota, Metazoa, Cnidaria, Anthozoa, Scleractinia, Merulinidae. Gene Ontology annotation, biological process: protein deubiquitination.